Molecule: messenger RNA, 1136 nt
Organism: Anastrepha obliqua
Lineage: Eukaryota; Metazoa; Arthropoda; Insecta; Diptera; Tephritidae
Exons: 2
Coding region: 83-1060 (325 amino acids)
Source: RefSeq, a predicted model, not a curated record
UUGGCAUCUCCAAAAUCUUAGCAAAUCAGCUGUUCCAUUUAUACAAAUUAGGAUCCCUAUAUUUAACGAGAAUACAGCAACAAUGAGCGAGGAUGUAUGCAAUAUGUCGACCGAUUGGGAGAAUUUACUCGAUAUAGAAAAUAAAAACGGCAGAGUGAAGCACUCAGCUGAAAAAACUCCUUGGAAUAGCGCGCAAAUUACGGAGCCCAAGCGGAUGCCUGAAAAUGACGAUGGAAAAAUACAUCCCUUUGAUGCUAAAAAAUAUCCACUAGCUGAAAAAUUAUAUGCAGUGCUUAAGCCAUUUACUUACAACGCAUCCAAAUUACUAGCAAUAAAGGGAACAAAAACACUUUCUCCAUUGAAGAUUAUAGCACGAAAAUGUGUGCUUUCAAAAACAUCAACAAACCCAAACGCUGACAGUAAGGCGGUGGUGACAUCAGUAAAAAUACUUCCACAAAAUAUAUCCAGCGUUCUAGCAGCUUCGGACAAUAAUCAUUACAUGGCAGCAGGCGAAGCAAAUUCGUUAACUAUUCCUACCAUUAAUAAGGAAGAUUUACCCAUUCCUCCCGACCCUAAUACCUACAAUUUAGAUAAUGUACCAACGCUGCUGCGCGUGGAAAAGCGAAAACGGAAAGAAAACGAUUUUCAUGCAUCCGCCAGCAAACGUGCCAAAGGCACCGCCACUACAGCAAAACGUAUUGUUAAGGCUGAUAAGAUUCACGAUAAUAUAAAAAACCAAUUAGAUCCUGAAAGUGAUACUGCACAAUGUCAAGGGGAGAAUGAUGGGAGCAAGAGACUAAAAGCCGGUGCUGAAAGCAUAGAUAACCAGGCAGAUAUUGAAUCAGAUUUAGUUACAAACGCAGUCUUUAACAAGAGCAGUUGUGAUAGUAACGUAGUCGGCCGUCACCAAUUUACACAAACAGAAGACAGCGCUACGAAAAUGUUAAGCACACUUUGGGUAUUGAGGGAAAAGGUAAAACGACAAGCUGAAGAAAUAUUGUCCCUUAAAGCUGCUAUGAAGCUAUUUGACACAGAAAAUGUGAUAAAAAAAUUUAACUAAUUGUACUAAAUAUUGAGAUGCUUUAAACAUAAUUUGCCAUCGGAGUGAUACUGAUUUUUAAAACAAUAAAUUAAAG